CUCUUCCCUAAUACUAUUACUAGUGAAUACUGCUAGAGAAUGCUUCACUAAUGGCGAUCUACAGGUCAAUCAAGGCUCUAAUUACAAACCCUAGAAAUUCCAGAAGCUUCGUCACAACCACAAUCUUCUCCAUCUCAGGUCCCCCUAAUGCCCCCCUAACUAAUCCCUUAAUCCAUCCGCUAUUUCGCUUCCCUUCCCAGUCUUCUGCUAGAUUCCUCUCUCCGUUUUCCAAUUGGAUUAUUCCAUUUCAGGGCCCGCUAUUUCUCUCAUCAUCACAGCCAUGGAAGCUCUCUCAGUCCGCAACCCCUCUCUACCUCCGGGGAAACGCCGUCGUUCGUCGCAAAAUUGAAGCCUUGAAUUUGCAUCUUCUUCGGCGGAGACCCAGUUUUCCUCUUCAAUUGGACUUUGCUUCGGCGUCUUCCGAAUGGACCGUGACUAAUGCGGUCGAUUCGAGCCGGUGGACCGGCGGUUUUGUGGAGAGUUUUGUGAAUUGGCCCAACGUGAUCUCCAUGAGUCGGUUAAUUUCCGGCCCUGUACUUGGAUGGAUGAUUAUGAAUGAAUGGUACACCUCGGCAAUGGUGGGUUUGGCAAUUUCUGGGGCAACUGACUGGCUAGAUGGGUACAUGGCUAGAAAGAUGGGGAUUAAUUCUGUUGUUGGUUCGUAUCUUGAUCCAUUAGCUGACAAGGUUCUUAUUGGAUCUGUUGCUUUGGCUAUGGUACACCAGGAUCUUCUUCACCCUGGACUUGUUGGACUAGUUAUUUUUCGAGAUGUCGGCCUCGUUGGUGGUGCUGUAUACCAACGAGCUAGUAGCUUGGGCUGGGAGUGGAAAAGCUGGUAUGAUUUUUUCAACUUGGAUGGGACCCAACCCCAGAAGGUCGAGCCACUAUUUAUUAGCAAGCUCAACACGGUCUUCCAGUUGAUUUUAGUUGCUGGGGCCCUUCUUCAACCAGAUUUUGGAACGCAAGUAACUCAGAUAUAUAUCACAUAUUUGAGUUGGCUGGUGGCGUCAACAACUGUGGGUUCAACUGCCGCAUAUGGAGCACAAUACAUGAGGAAAAGAUCUGCAUUGAUAGCUGGGAAAACCUAGUUUAAAAUCUCCAGUGCACCAAAUGCAUAGACCGCGAACAACAUCGAGUUUAUGAUAAAACGUGGUUGGCAUUAAAACAAUCUAUGGUAUCUAUGAAUUCGAGGUCAGUGAGCAAGAAAAAGACGAUGGGAAUCCAAGUUGGCUCAUUGCAUGUCAAUCAAAUAAUUGCACUAAGAUCGCAUGCAUUUGAUACCACAAAGUUGUUUGGUGGCUGUUAACAAACGCAUGCCAAAAAAUGUGUGAUCUUGUAUAGCAAGAGAGAGAUGUUGAGGAAAAAUAAUUACAAAUAUAUAUUUACAUGUCUAAUUACAAAUAAUUACCUAUUUCAUGUCUAAUAUAUGUACUAUGUUUUUCUAUCACAACUAAAGUAUUGCAAAGGAAUUCGGGUUGCAUAGUUUUAAAUUUCU
Molecule: messenger RNA, 1495 nt
Organism: Humulus lupulus (European hop)
Lineage: Eukaryota; Viridiplantae; Streptophyta; Magnoliopsida; Rosales; Cannabaceae
Product: cardiolipin synthase (CMP-forming), mitochondrial
Exons: 8
Coding region: 51-1088 (345 amino acids)
Biological process (GO): cardiolipin biosynthetic process
Cellular component (GO): membrane; mitochondrion
Molecular function (GO): cardiolipin synthase activity
Source: RefSeq, a predicted model, not a curated record